UAAAAUAAUAGGAAUUAUGGUAAUAAUAUAUUUUUAGGAAAAAUUAUGGUAACAACAUAAUAAGUAAAUACGGAGUAAUUAGAAUAAAGAAACUAAAUAAUACGGUGUAAUAAAAUACUACUCGUAUUUCUUAUCAUUACUAAUAUGGAGCCGCGCAAGCUGAUUAGCAGAAAUGAUAAGCGGGUUGAAACACAAGUUGAUGAUGGGAUCUGGACAUGGACUGACUGGGGGAAUAUAUUAGAUUGGUCGGGGAUCUGCUUGGAACGGAACGGAAGAUCUGGGAUCUUGCUUGGAAAGAAAGAUCUCGAGAAGAAGAUGGCUGAUGAUGAUCAAGUUUUGCAAGAGCGUGAUGAUGAUGCGUUUGUAUAUAGGUAGAGACGAGGCGAUAGGGAUCGUUUAAUUGUGAUGCAUAGGUACUAUUGUUCUGAGCGACCUUUGCCAUGGCGGGUGCGCUCCCAUGGCAGGUCAACCAUCUGAAUAAAGUACUGGUUUUUGGUUUUGGAGGGGAGAUGGUACGUGGUUUCCCGGCUCUCCCUUCCUUGUGUCGUGUGUGCCUCCAUCUUCUCUUCUUUCUCUCUUUUUCUUUUUAUUUCUUCCGGAUCUGCACCCAAGAAUCAUUAUGAAACAUCACCGAUAUGAAAGAAUGAAUUGUUAUUGGACUGGCGAGGAAGAUGCAUGUUGCGUACGAGUAAACGACCAAGAGCUGACUGCUAAGGUAUUUGCACUUCUUAACACCGCUAAAAGGUACUCUAAAAUUUGACCCUCUUCUCGAUUGGUUCUUUAAAUUCAUCAUUACUGAACUUCUUUUCGUGACUUUUUCAUUAAGCACAUAAAACUCACUAAGAAUAUCAUCAACACAGCAGAAUUGUUGCUAGUCUCCUUUAUGGAGUAAUAUUGUCAUUCUAAUAAUCUCUAUGCUGGUAAAUAUCAUUGAGGUAUUACUGAGAUGUACGGAGUAACAUAUAAUCUUGCAUUCAAUUAUUAUUGAGAUUAUGGGCUUAGCAUGUUAUAUAUUAAAAUCAUUGUCUCUUGUAAUUAUAUGGAGAACUUUCUUAUUUUGAUUUGAUUAUGAUUACUUUUGAGGACAUUCAUUGGAGUAGAUGGUCCUUGCAUAAUUUAUGACUUUUUUGUGAUUGUGUAUACCAUCUGGGUUAUAGAAGAUUGUAAUUAUGUCCAUUCAAAUAUGAUGUUAUAAACUGGAUUGGAAAAUAAAUGUAGCAACUUUGAAGUCUUAUGCAGCUUGCACCCUCAUUCAAUUUGGCUUGGUGAAAGAACAUUGUGUACCCUUGUGACCAGGACUGGCU
Cuscuta campestris is the source of this 1304-nucleotide messenger RNA. NCBI's taxonomy places the organism in Eukaryota, Viridiplantae, Streptophyta, Magnoliopsida, Solanales, Convolvulaceae. The record is from the annotation of a GenBank genome assembly.